Phytophthora nicotianae INRA-310 is the source of this 453-nucleotide messenger RNA. RefSeq lists its product as hypothetical. The coding region runs from base 1 to 453 and encodes 150 amino acids. The record is from RefSeq and is a predicted model, not a curated record. The transcript has a single exon. Lineage: Eukaryota; Oomycota; Peronosporomycetes; Peronosporales; Peronosporaceae.
AUGGACCUAGUCUGCUUUCACUAUGCUGCGGCCCGUCCCGCUCGUUCUCGGCCGUCUUGCUGCCCCACUGACGCCCUCCCUCUGUUCAUCCUCCCUCCCUUCUGUGUGCGUGUACAGGUGCAGGAGGUGGCGAUGACGGUGUCGUUGGCGUCGGAGGUCAUGCCGGAGGCGGCGGUCGUGGUGCUGGCAGUGGCAGCGGCGCUAGACAAUACCACGUCCAGUCUGGCAAUGGUGGAAUUGAUACUGGUGGAUCUGUGGCUAGUAACGGCGGCGGACGUGGUCGUGGUGACCGUGGUGGCCGUGGACGAGAUGCUCGUAGUCGUGGUGGUCGAGGCCGUGGUCGUAGCGUUGCACCGCGAAGUGGAGACGAAUGUGAACGUAAACAGAACGAUACUGGAGACUCACGUGACGAACCUGGAGCUGUUGGAGAGCACCCCACUUCCGCUGGAUUAG